AUGAUCCAUCCGUUGAUCGUAUGCGAAAAGCCACUGUUUGCGAGUUUUGGCCAACUGGAUAAGACCGAAAUCUGUGUGGAAGGAAAGACUUUCAAAGUGACUGCCAAGGGCUCCGUUUGUUACGCCUAUAACCGUUGCGGAAAGGGCAUGUACGCUGUGGGUUACCUAUGUGAGGCUGGGGCGGUGAAUCUGAUGAGCCAUGACACGUUUCUACGUCUUCGAGGAGCCUCCGUGAGGCGAGAUCACGACCAUUCGUUGCUGGAAAUGCCGCUGUUGAAAACUGAAAUCUCCAUGGGAGGAGAAGAAAAGGUGUUUUGGAAGGGUCAAGAGAUUGGCCGAGUCGAUCUGCGUUAUUGGCAUGAACGACUGGGUCAUAUCAGUGGGGCUACAAUGAAGAACUACCAAAAGGUGAUCAAGGGUCUCCCUCCGUAUUUUUGGUGGUAA
This is a messenger RNA of Yarrowia lipolytica CLIB122, 444 nucleotides long. NCBI's taxonomy places the organism in Eukaryota, Fungi, Ascomycota, Dipodascomycetes, Dipodascales. The record is from RefSeq and is a predicted model, not a curated record.